UAUAAUGCUUUGGUGCGUCCAAGGAUAUAUAUAUAUAUAUAUAUAAAUAUAACAAGAGUCCCAGGGAUUUAUAAAGGGCCACAAGAACCAGAGUUCCCUCAAUUCGCUCUUCCAAACCAAGCCCCCCACAAGUCAGACACAGAGCUUCAGAGUCUCUUCAAUGGCGUUAGCUGUGGAAGGCAAAGCCAGUAUGCUUGUGUUGCUCGCCGCCAUAUUUGCUUCAUUGCAGGUCUGCAUUGCUUCAGUUUACACGGUGGGUGACUCUGCUGGUUGGACAUCCAUUGCCAAUGUUGAUUACAAGCAGUGGGCUGCCACCAAGACCUUCCAAGUUGGAGAUGUCAUCUAUUUCCAGUACAAUCCUCAGUUUCAUAACGUGAUGCAAGUGAGCCACGCGGAGUACCGAUCCUGCAACUCUUCUUCCCCGAUGGCCAGCCACACCACCGGCAACGAUUCCAUCACCAUAACCCGUCACGGCCACCACUUCUUCCUCUGCGGCGUCCCCGGCCACUGCCAGGCCGGCCAGAAGGUCGACAUAAGCGUGCCCCGCACCUCUUCGCUGGCUCCCACAGCCACAGCCGCCGCCUCUCCUUCCGCCCACAGUACUGACGCAGCAGCUCCGGCAUCGUCGCCUAGCAGCGCCGCCCCGUCCCCCACUUUGAUGGGCCGUCUUCAACAGCUCGGUCUUUCCAUGGCUCUUCUUGCAGCUUUUGCAUGAUCAUGGGAUGGGAGCUCAGUUCUCCAGUUCAGCUUCUGGGUUUUUAAAUAGACUACUUCUCUGUCAAUUGAUCGUCUUCAUUUAGGCAUAAACAAAUGUAUGGAUCUUGAUUUGAAAUUAUCAUGCAUGUUGCAGCUUAAGGUUUUGGCUCUUGAUUUUC
Diospyros lotus (date-plum) is the source of this 875-nucleotide messenger RNA. Its product is annotated as mavicyanin-like. The record is from RefSeq and is a predicted model, not a curated record. The transcript has 2 exons. NCBI's taxonomy places the organism in Eukaryota, Viridiplantae, Streptophyta, Magnoliopsida, Ericales, Ebenaceae. Gene Ontology annotation, molecular function: electron transfer activity. Gene Ontology annotation, cellular component: plasma membrane. The coding region runs from base 161 to 715 and encodes 184 amino acids.